Nasonia vitripennis (jewel wasp) is the source of this 3939-nucleotide messenger RNA. Its product is annotated as phenoloxidase-activating factor 2. The transcript is spliced from 7 exons. Lineage: Eukaryota; Metazoa; Arthropoda; Insecta; Hymenoptera; Pteromalidae. Gene Ontology annotation, molecular function: serine-type endopeptidase activity. The coding region runs from base 120 to 1208 and encodes 362 amino acids. The record is from RefSeq and is a predicted model, not a curated record. Gene Ontology annotation, biological process: proteolysis.
ACCUAUAAAAGGUAGAGACGGUGACGAACGGCUGCAUAGUCGUUACUCGACUCUACGACCAUCAGGUGCUUCUCUGCACAUUAUCUGCAAUAUAUUAUAGUAACGGGAACUCGUGAGAAAUGUUUCGGUUGACGGUGAUUUUGGCGGUCUGCUGUCAUUGGACCGGUGUUCGGGGACAGUUCGAGAACGGGAUCGUAUUCACGAACGGUGAUAACUCGAUCGGGACGGUGUACCCUACCCAAUCAGCGGCUAUAAGGCAAGCCACUACGAUAGCAAAUCAGAAGUGCAUGUGUGUUCUUGCCGGAACUUGUCCAACUGGAGGAAAUGGCAUUGAUAUCAGGAUCGUAAACAAUGGCCCAACUCAGACUCCUUGUCCUGCGGGUUACGUAUCAUGCUGUAGCCCAGGCAAUCAAAAUCAGGUGGACGGCACCUGUGGCAUCCGGAAAAUCACUCCAACGCAACAACCCGUCGUUGGUCAGGCAAGUUUCGGAGCCUACCCCUGGCAAGCGGCUCUAUUGAACUCCCAACAGGCCUAUCUCGGCUCCGGUGUUCUUCUCGAUGCCACCCACGUACUUACUGCUGCUCACAAAGUCGCAGCUUUCGUAAACAAUCCAACGGGCAUGUUGGUACGACUCGGUGAAUGGAACGCCCGAAGCAACUCUGAACCUCUAGAUCCUGUGACGGUGAAUGUCGUCAGGAUUACGCUUCACCCGCAGUUCAACGCCAACAACCUCGAAAAUGACUUGGCAAUCAUUACGCUUAACGGAUACGUCAACAUUCCUUCCUAUGCCAAUGUCAAUACUGCUUGUAAACCCACUACCGCUCCUGUCACUGGCAGAAGAUGCUACGUAGCUGGCUGGGGUAAAAAUUUGUUUGGACCAAAUGGAUCUUACCAAAGUAUCUUGAAGGAGGUCGAUGUACCGAUCCUUGACAACACCGACUGCGAAAAUCGUCUCAAACAAACGAGGCUUGGAGCUGCCUUUGUCCUAAACCGAGUUAGCUUCAUGUGCGCGGGUGGCGAAGCGGGAAAAGAUGCCUGCACUGGUGACGGUGGGGCUCCACUAGUUUGUCAAAAAGCAAGCGGCCAAUGGGAGGUGGUCGGUAUAGUUGCUUGGGGCAUAGGCUGCGCUACCCCCGGAGUCCCCGGUGUCUAUACAAACGUCUUCAACUUCCUGCCAUGGAUCAACACAGUCGUCGCUACCUUGUAAAAACUGCUGUCUCGUGAAAAAAUGUGUUCUUACUCAGAAGAUAAUGGUUCACGUUGACGAGUGCACUGCUUUGCAUUCUGGGCAUUUAAGACACUGUUUUCAGAAUACCGUACUAUGACUAUUAAACAAAUAGUUUAUAAGCGUGACUGAAUUGAACAAGAAAAAUGAAUCGUGAAGUAGGCGUAUAUAUAAUAGGAUGAUGUAGACAGUAAAGGUGAGAAAAGAAAUAACACCGUAACAUAUACAGACUGGAUAAAAUUUAUAUUUUCCAAUUUUUCAUCAAAUUUUCUCUUUGUUUCGCUCAUUCAACAUUAGAUUAUAAAUAUUUCUUUUUUUUUUAUAUAUACACUUAUGCUCAUAGAAUCUCGAAACAUAUGAAUUUCAAAUUUCAAAACGCAAAGUACGACUUACUAACUGCAAAGAUUUCAUUUGCGUUUGCACGUGUGAAAAAAUCGGGGGAAAGCAUCGAGCGAAUCAAAAGAGGAACAAGGAUUAGCUUUUGAUUCUCUGCCGAGGCUGGAGAAACUUUAAAAGAAAAAACAGUUUUUCUAUCGACGGGCUGAUCCUUCGGGUCUUUUGACUCCCAAUCAUCUCCACGUAAGCUAAAAGCGAAUAUUUUAGCCAUAAUCGUUUUUUUUAAUGAAUUAUCUUUAUUUAUUUAUCUUGUAAAAAAGUACGCGAACAGUGAUUGUCGAUCAAAUAGCAUCACUGCGAUAAUGAUGAUGAUCGAUGUUCGCGCGCAUUUAUAUUUAUAAUAUAUACUAUAUGAGAAGCUCUCGUGAGAGUAGAAAAGUUUCACUCUUAUAUGACAUUGUAAUGUUUACUUGUCUACCUUUACGAAACAAAUUCUGUUUGCAAAAAGUGUACAUAGCUGUAUAUAAGCUUCUUAUGUAACACUAUUCUGUACAAGUUUCAUUUUUUGUUAACAAGACAUUUGUAAUAAAGAAUGAAUAUUAAAAUGAAGAAAUGUUUUUAUUCUAUCGUUAUAAGAAAGGAGUUAUUGCAUAUUCCGUCAAUCAUACAAUGUGCAUAGCUAUUUUAGUUCUCCUUUUUUAUGAAAACUGCAUGUUAUGUAAUUAUUAAAAUAUAAACGUUCAACUUGAACUGUCUUAAAAAUGAACUUGAAUCGUUUCGGAUAUUUUUCACGUUUUUUAGUGAUGUAUAAAAAGCAAAUACCAUGUUACUAUUUGAUAUUAAGUAUACUACACACCACAUUUUCAAUUUGUUCUCUAAAAAGACAAAUAUACAUUUAAUUUAUUUGAAUCUCUCAACCCCUAAACGAUGUUAUUGUGCAAACUCCCAAAACUUCGAGAGCCUUCUCCUUGCACUUUAUUUUUGAAAGCUACUUCCAAGUAAUUGAAUCCCCCGAACAAAAAUGCACCUUUUUCGUUAAUCAGUUUUUUUUUUUUUUUUUUUUUAAUAACCAAAUUAAUUGUACAAAUAUUGGUGGAUUUUAGAGAGCAUGUACUAUACAGGAUUUUAAAAUACAAUUUUAAAUCCAUUUGAUCAAUAGCAAUAAAAGUGCAUAUAGUUCAUUUUUUCUAUUUCUCAUUCGUUUGUUUGUAUAAAAAUCGAGGUGUUCACUAACAUAGUUCGUGUAAAAUGUACAAUUUUUUAAUCAUAAACGCUUCAUUUGUCAAUUAAACGGAAAUUGAUCGUCAGUAUUAAUAUUAACUUAAUAAUAAUAAUAAUAAUAAUAAUAAUAAUAGCACUAAUAAUAAUUACAAGUUAACUAAGGAUAAAAUGUUCUGCUGAACUUCUAUAACGCUAAAAAUUUAACCUUCACGUAACUUACAUACUCAACGGCUAAUAAAUACAGCGUUUGAAAAUGUUUUUGACUCGCUUCUUCUCUGUUCACAAUCAAGCGCAAGAUUAAUUUACAAUGUAAUUACUUCUUAGAAGUAAGAAGACUUCUUCAAAGUGCCUAUUCAAAACGCAAUCACAAAAGUGCCCGCGAGCACAAAAAAGUCAAUUUCAACUAUAGCAGACACAAACUUUUUUGCUGUAUUUUUUUCUUAUAUACUCCGGACCGCCUUUGCAAACUACCGCUUAAUCUUGAGUUGACAUGCACGUAAUCGCAUUAUUAUUAAAUUCGGUGAUGGGUUACUUUUGUUACUUUGAUUUAACGCUUAUUUUAGUUUAUAAUUUGUCUAUAUUUUCGCUCUAUAAAUAAAAAAAAAUUAUUUUUCAUUUUUGACCUUUCUAUAUAAAAUGCAUGGGCUUUUAACAAUGAUUGAAAAAUAAUACUUGUCACAGUUGACAUAAUAGAACCAUCACAAAAACGUAUAUGCAAUUCAUGAAACAUCUUAUUUUUUUCCCUCUAAAAAAAUUAUGACUGGAUAUUGUAGAGCCAUUAAUAAAGCGAUUUGAUUGGUAUGGAAACAAAUAUCCGGUCUAAAUGUAGUCACGAUUUAACUUUUAUCCUCAAGAAAAUUGAGCGAGCGUUAAAUUUAACUAGUAAUAAAAAAUGAUUCCGCCAGCAUAAAGCAGUAGUUUUUAAAUAGUGGAAUCAAAUACGUUAUAUAUUUAUUUACAUAAUGACAACUUCACUUUUUGCAUAUAUACUUUUUAACGUUUACAUCACGUUGCAAAAAUUCCUCAGUGUAUUAUUGUUGAUAAACGUAAAAUAUUGCCAUCAAUCAACUAUUUCUUUGGAAGCUGUGUAUCAUAAUUAAAUGAUUCAUAUAAUAAAGAUAAAUCACUAACAAAUCGAAAAUUUACAUAAUCCUAA